Molecule: messenger RNA, 908 nt
Organism: Temnothorax curvispinosus
Lineage: Eukaryota; Metazoa; Arthropoda; Insecta; Hymenoptera; Formicidae
Exons: 2
Coding region: 44-712 (222 amino acids)
Source: RefSeq, a predicted model, not a curated record
CAACCUGAAUCUGAUGAACAACCUGAAUCUGAAUAGAUAAAACAUGGAGCAAUUCGAGCAAACCGAACGCGAUCUGUUGGAGCUGUCCGACCAAGUAACCACCUUGGGUGAAUUUUUCACAUGGACGCUGCAAUGCGCGGAAUUCAUCGAGCAGCUCGAGACACGUUGUAGUGCUAAACGUCCGCUCUCGAUCGGGCAGAGGCAAUCGUUGUUUGCCAGAAUUGCGCGACUCGAGGGUGUGAAGUUGCGAUUGGAAAGACAAUUUUUCCAUAGCGGUGGUGAUUAUGCGAACGCCGGUACCAGUGGUGACACGCGCACAACAGAACUCGUAUGGCGAGAGAUCGACGCCGCGUUCAAAAAGCGUAUAAUAACCGGUGCGGUAAUUAAUACAGACCAUGUAGAACCGCGAAAGUUUUUGGAAGACGCCUGCAGCGUAGUGUGCAAGCGAGUGCGAGACAGUAUAAAAACACAUAACUGUGUCAAAGUGAACACCGUGUUCAAUGGGGAGUUUGUGGCGGGUGAUAAACGUGACAAUAAGAGUUUUAAUACAAAUAACAUAGAACUCUGUGGUACAUCACACUUGCGCGAAUGGUACGAACUACAUGUUAUCGAGCCCACAGUAGCGAAACUCUAUAUCAUCGAGGGACAGAAGACUUCAAACGUUCUCCCGAUACGGCUUACCGACCGCACGAGUGAUAAAAAAAACAUGUGAAUCUGCUGUACGUGCAGGACCCACGAGACAACAAUGUUGGACAUUUUGCAUGGAAUAAGGAUCUAUCCCGUCUCGUGAGCUCACAAUUGAGCACGCACCAUAGUCGGAAAUACAUUUGCGAUCGAUGUCUUCACUAAUUUUACACAAGCAUGAAAUUGGAAACCCACACCGUGGACUGCCGAGAGGUAAACAAAUG